This is a messenger RNA of Sabethes cyaneus, 1410 nucleotides long. Its product is annotated as all trans-polyprenyl-diphosphate synthase PDSS2-like. Bases 1 to 1410 code for a protein of 469 amino acids. Lineage: Eukaryota; Metazoa; Arthropoda; Insecta; Diptera; Culicidae. Gene Ontology annotation, molecular function: prenyltransferase activity. The transcript has 4 exons. Gene Ontology annotation, cellular component: mitochondrion; transferase complex. The record is from RefSeq and is a predicted model, not a curated record. Gene Ontology annotation, biological process: isoprenoid biosynthetic process; ubiquinone biosynthetic process.
AUGGCUCUCAGCAGGUUGGUCGUGUCGCGUGGUCUGCUUAGGACCAGCUCCUCAGCAGCAGCAUUCGAUGGUUCGCAGUUUCGCGUUCUUAGCAUCCUUAGCAGCGGUGACGGUCGCAGAGAAAGUGUCCCCUCGAGUGCUCGAACGGUGAAGACAGUGCUGGAGGCCCCGCUACAGGCUCGCCGGAUCAGUGCCAGUUCCCGGGCGGGUGAGAAGCUUGCCACGGCCAAGGCGGUCCAGAAGCAUGACUGGAACCGUGCCGUUAGCGAGGCCGAACAGAUCGUUGGCUAUCCGACGUCGUUUCUGAAUCUGAGAUUUUUGCUGAGCGACGAAAUCGCUAAUGUGGCGCUGCAUUUGCGCAAACUGAUUGGCAGCAAUCAUCCGUUGCUGAAGUCGGCCAAAUCCCUUAUCUACAAUGACAAAAGUCAGCAGGCCUGGGGGCUGAUUAUUCUGCUGAUUUCCAAAGCAGCCGGUCACACGGAAUCGGUACCGGAGAUGGACCAUGACCGAAGCGUUGGAGUGCUGCAUUCCCAGCGAGCCCUGGCGGAAGUUACGGAAAUGAUCCGCAGUUCGCAGCUGAUUCAUCAUGGUAUCAUCAACCUUCAGUCGAUGGACAAUGCCGGUAAUGAUCUGAGCGGCGACAGCGAUAUGAUUUUCGGGAACAAAAUUGCUCUCCUUGGGGGUGAUUACCUGUUGGCUCAUGCGAGUAAACAGAUUGCAAGUUUGAGGAAUCAAGACUUGAACAUGUUGAUGACUUCAGCCUAUCGAGAUCUGGCCGAGUCGGCCUUCAUUGGAGAUAGUGAUGAUCAGAAUAGUCCUCUUCCUUCAAAACCGGAUAAACCGCCCGGAACAAUCACUCCCGAAUGUACUUUGGAAGAGUUAGACUUCGGAGACGUGCAAAACAACCUCGAACCGAUGAUAAUCGACGGAAUUAUGGGCCAUCCGGAGAAGGAGUGGUCGCUUAGACAUGUUUUGGGCGGUGGUAGUCUACUGGGAAAAAGUUGCCACGGUGCCCUAAUGUUGGCCGGACAUCCCGAAGAAUUGCAAAAGCAGGGUUAUUUAUUCGGUAAACAUAUGUCAUUGGCAUGGAAUGCGUCUAUUGAGCUUCAACCUUUCCUAAUGAGUGAACUUCCAUUAGGCGCACAAUUCAGUCUGGUUUCUGCCCCGGUACUGUUCCACUUGGAGUACGAUCCAAGCAUUUAUAAAAUCAUCGAAAAGGGGCGCAACUCGGUGGACGAUGUCGACUACAGUGCUUUGCACAAGGAAAUUUGCCGGGGUCCUGGGCUCGAGCGAACCAGAAAUCUGCAGGAGAAACAUAGCCAGGCCGCUAUGAAUGUGCUGCGCCGGUUUCCUUCGACGGAUGCCCAAAAGGCACUGCAGAACAUCAUUCUGGCAAUGCAGCAAUUGUGA